GCUGCUGAAAAUGGCCCUCUCAGUGGACUCGUCUCGGCACCGGUGGCAGUGGCGAAUCAGAGAUGGCCUCCCCCAGUCUCCUUCAGAAGCCACACCACUGCUGUCCCCAGAGAAGGAGAGGCAGAGCUACAACCUAACGCAGCAGCGGGUUGUGUUCCCCAACAACAGCAUAUUCCACCAAGACUGGGAAAAGGUCUCCAGGAGAUACCUGGGAAACAGAAUCCGCACGACCAAAUAUACCCUCCUCACCUUCCUGCCCCAGAAUCUCUUUGAGCAGUUUCACAGAUGGGCUAACCUCUAUUUCCUGUUCCUGGUGAUUCUGAACUGGAUGCCCUCCAUAGAAGUCUUCCACAGGGAAAUCACCAUGUUACCACUGGCCGUUGUCCUGUUCAUCAUCAUGGUCAAGGACGGCAUGGAGGACUACAAAAGACACCGCUUUGAUAGAGAGAUAAACUGCUCCAACAUCCAAAUAUAUGAAAGAAAAGAGCAGAGCUACGUGCAGAAGCGCUGGAAGGAUGUGUGUGUGGGAGACUUCGUCCAGAUGCAGUGCAAUGAGAUCAUCCCAGCAGACAUCCUCCUCCUCUUCUCCUCGGACCCCAGCGGGAUCUGCCACCUAGAAACCGCCAACUUGGAUGGAGAGACAAACCUCAAACAAAGGCGUGUUGUGAGGGGCUUCUCACAGCAGGAAAAACAGUUUGAACCAGAACGUUUCAACAACACCAUCGUGUGUGAGAAACCCAACAACCACCUCAACAAAUUUAAGGGUUAUCUGGAGCAUCCUAACCAGUCCAGGACCGGCUUUGGCAGUGAGAGUCUUCUGCUUCGAGGCUGCACCAUCAGGAACACCGAAGUUGCUGUUGGCAUUGUCAUCUAUGCAGGCCAUGAGACAAAAGCCAUGCUGAACAACAGUGGCCCACGGUACAAACGCAGCAAGAUCGAGCGGCGCAUGAACAUCGACAUCUUCUUCUGUAUCGGGCUCCUCUUCCUCAUGUGCCUCAUUGGAGCUGUAGGUCACACCCUCUGGAAUGGGACCUUUAGUGAACACCCUCCCUUCGAUGUGCCAGAUGCUGAUGGCAGCUUUGUUCCCCUUGCUCUUGGGGGCUUCUACAUGUUCCUCACAAUGAUCAUCCUGCUCCAGGUGCUGAUCCCAGUCUCCCUGUACGUGUCCAUUGAGCUGGUGAAGCUCGGGCAAGUCUGGUUCCUGCACAACGACCUUGACCUGUAUGAUGAGGAGUCCGAUUUGUCCAUUCAGUGUCGAGCCCUCAAUGUCACCGAGGACUUGGGCCAGAUCCAGUACAUCUUCUCUGACAAGACAGGGACGCUGACUGAGAACAAGAUGGUGUUCCGGCGUUGUACCAUCAUGGGUAGCGAGUAUUCUCACCAAGAAAAUGCCAAGCGACUGGAGACCCCAAAGGAGCUGGACUCAGACAGUGAAGAGUGGACCCAAUACCGCUGGCUGUCCUUCCCAGCCAGAUGGGCCCAGGGCCCAGCAACGAUGAGAGGCCAAAGAGGGGCCCAGUCUCUGAGGAGGUGCCACAGUGCCCGGGUACCCCUCCAAGGACACUCCCGACAAAGGUCCAUGGGGCGCCGUGAAAGUGCAUUGUCUCCUGUGGCCUUCAGCAGCUCCAUAGAAAAAGAUGUGACUCCAGAUAAAAACCUACUGACCAAGGUGCGAGAUGCUGCCCUGUGGCUGGAGACCUUGUCAGACACCAGGCCUGCCAAGUCUUCCCUCUCCACGACCUCCUCCAUUGCUGACUUCUUCCUGGCCCUAACCAUCUGCAACUCCGUCAUGGUCUCCACAACCACCGAACCCAGGCAGAGGGUCACCGUGCCACCCUCGACCAAGGCUCUCGGGAUGUCCCUGGAGAAGAUUCAGCAGCUCUUCCAGAGGUUGAAGCUUUUGAACCUCAGCCAGUCAUUCUCAUCUACUGUGCCCUCUGACACUGACCUGGGGGAGAGUUUGGGGACCAACAUGCCCAUCACGGACUCUGAUGAGAGAGACGACACGUCUGUGUGCAGUGGAGACUACUCCACUGAUGGCGGCUAUAGGAGCAGCACGUGGGACCAGGGCAACAUCCUGGGGUCUGGGUCGGGCGCUUCCUUGGAGGUGGUGCUGGAGGCCCCAGGCCUAGGCCUGGCCAGCCCCGAGCUCUGUUACGAGGCCGAGAGCCCAGAUGAGGCUGCCCUGGUGCAUGCCACCCAUGCCUACAGCUUCACGCUGGUGUCCCGGACGCCCGAGCAGGUGACUGUGCGCUUGCCCCAGGGCACCUGCCUGACCUUUGACGUCCUCUGCACCCUGGGUUUCGACUCUGUCAGGAAGAGAAUGUCUGUGGUUGUGAGGCACCCGCUGACAGGUGAAAUCGUUGUCUACACCAAGGGUGCUGACUCGGUUAUCAUGGACCUGCUGGAAGACCCAGCCUGCGCAACUGACACUGAUAUGGAAAAGAAGGUGAGGAAAAUCCGAGCCCGGACCCAGAAGCAUCUAGACUUGUAUGCAAGAGAUGGCCUUCGAACACUGUGCAUCGCCAAAAAGGUUGUAAGUGAAGAGGACUUCCAGCGAUGGGCCAGUUUCUGGCGUGAGGCUGAGGCGUCCCUCGACAACAGAGACGAGCUUCUAAUGCAGGCGGCAGAGCAUCUGGAGAAUCAACUCACCUUGCUCGGAGCCACAGGGAUUGAAGACCGGCUGCAGGAAGGAGUUCCAGACACAAUUGCUGCUCUGCGGGAGGCGGGGAUCCAGCUCUGGGUCUUGACUGGAGAUAAGCAGGAGACAGCGGUCAACAUCGCCUAUUCCUGCAGACUGUUAGAUCAGACCGACACUGUUUACUCCAUUAAUACAGAGAGUCAGGAAACCUGUGAAUCCAUCCUCAACUGUGCCUUGGAAGAGGUAAAGCAAUUUCAUGAACUGCGAAAGCCAGACCGCAAGCUCUUCGGGUUCCGCCUACCUUCUGAGACAUCACCGCCCACCUCAGAAGCUACAGCUCCAAACAUUGGAUUGGUCAUCGAUGGGAAGACAUUGAAUGCCAUUUUCCAGGGAAAGCUGGAGGAGAAGUUUCUGGAGUUGACUCAGUAUUGCCGGUCUGUCCUGUGCUGCCGCUCCACCCCCCUCCAGAAGAGUAUGGUAGUCAAGUUGGUGCGAGACAAGUUGAGCGUCAUGACCCUUUCCAUAGGUACCCGUCAUGCUGACACUGCCCUCAAGGGAGCCUCUUCAGUGCAUUGGCAGCAUGGAUGGAAACUGAUGUCUGCUGUGCCCUCUCAGGCCGUCAUGUCCAGCGACUUUGCCAUCUCCCACUUCAGACACCUCAAGAAGCUGCUGCUUGUGCACGGCCACUGGUGUUACUCACGCAUGGCCAGGAUGGUGGUGUACUACUUCUACAAGAAUGUGUGCUAUGUCAACCUGCUCUUCUGGUACCAGUUCUUCUGCGGUUUCUCUGGCUCCACCAUGAUUGACUACUGGCAGAUGAUAUUCUUCAAUCUCUUCUUCACCUCCUUGCCUCCUCUCGUCUUCGGAGUCCUUGAUAAGGACGUCUCUGCAGAAACUCUCCUGGCGUUGCCUGAGCUGUACAAGCGUGGCCAGAACUCCGAGUGCUAUAACAUGCUGACUUUCUGGAUUUCCAUGGCAGAUGCGUUCUACCAGAGCCUCAUCUGUUUCUUUAUUCCUUACCUGACCUACAAGGACUCUGAUAUCGACGUCUUUACCUUUGGAACACCCAUCAACACCAUCUCCCUCGCCACAAUCCUUUUGCACCAAGCGAUGGAAAUGAAGACCUGGACCGUCAUCCACGGGCUUGUUCUCAUAGGCAGCUUCCUGAUGUACUUUGUGGUAUCCCUAGUGUACAAUGCCACCUGCCUCACCUGCAACAGCCCCACCAAUCCUUACUGGGUGAUGGAGCGCCAGCUCUCAGACCCCACUUUCUACCUCGUCUGCUUCCUCACACCGGCCGUCGCUCUUCUCCCAAGGUACUUUUUCCUGUCUCUACAAGGGACUUAUGGGAAGUCUCUGAUCUCAAAAGCUCAGAAAAUCGACAAACUCCCCAUGGACAAAAGAGACCUGGAAAUCCAGAGUUGGAGAAGCAGACAGAGGCCUGUGCCCGUCCCUGGAGAGGCUCAGCCCACUCACCAUCCAGAUCCACCUGUCCCAGAGCAGGGCUUCAGAGCCAGCACCCCAAAGAGCUCAAGGCCUCCCAAGUGGAAGUACAAGGAGGACUGGGCGCUGCAUGGGGAGAGAUGCAGCAGAGACCACAUGAGGGAUGACCCAUGUUCAGGGGACUCCUCAGCUAAACUCUCAUCUGGGGAGCACCUUCUUUUGGGGCCUGGUAAGACGAUGGCUUCUGGAGCCUACGCAAGUGGACAUACCGAUGCCUACCGGCCCUCGAGCAGGGGCAGCCAUCGCCGAUCCCAGAGUUCACUGACCAUGUGAGAGGCCUACAGAACUACGUACAAACUCAGAGGAGGUCACCCAACCACUGGCCUAAUUAACCCAUUUCCUCUUCAUGGAGGAAGGAAUGUGCCAGUCUUACUCUUUUUCCCCACCAGGCUUUACUUCCUUAGAGGGAGUGCUGGCCUUAAGGGGUUUGACAAAAAAGGACUGGAAACCAAUAGACCUCUAGUUUUCUCCUGCUGCUAAGUAGCACGUCUUGCAAACAACCGAGUUUUUAUAAGAAAGCAAUGUUU
Molecule: messenger RNA, 4671 nt
Organism: Ceratotherium simum simum (southern white rhinoceros)
Lineage: Eukaryota; Metazoa; Chordata; Mammalia; Perissodactyla; Rhinocerotidae
Source: RefSeq, a predicted model, not a curated record